AUGGCUCGAGUCCGAGGGUUUUUGGACUGUUAUGCAAUUGCUCUUUCACAAAGAAACUGUUGCCUGGUUUAUGAUCUUCCCAGGAUUCACUAUUCAGGAUCCAAAAAAUCAAAAUCACCAGCUGAGCUCGUGCGUGAGUUGGUGGAUUACGGGUUUUCUUUGUCGAGUGCUUUCGCAGAAGAAAUUUAUGCCAGAGCUCCCCGAAAAACCGCUGGUGUGAAUGAAGCAGAGGCAGCGAUGCUAUUGAGGAAGCAAAACACCUUUUCCCUUUUAGAGGCUGAUCUUGAUGAAGAUGAAGGCAAUAUGGAGAAGCAAUCUGCUUCGGAAUCUAGAAAGUCAGAUAAAAGACAAAAAAGGUUUAGGAAGAAAAUUGGGGAAUCAGAAGACGACGACGAUGAGGCAUAUUGUUUUCUAUGA
Arabis nemorensis is the source of this 417-nucleotide messenger RNA. The record is from the annotation of a GenBank genome assembly. Lineage: Eukaryota; Viridiplantae; Streptophyta; Magnoliopsida; Brassicales; Brassicaceae.